Wickerhamiella sorbophila is the source of this 570-nucleotide messenger RNA. Its product is annotated as N-acetylglucosamine-induced protein 1. Bases 1 to 570 code for a protein of 189 amino acids. Lineage: Eukaryota; Fungi; Ascomycota; Dipodascomycetes; Dipodascales; Trichomonascaceae. The transcript has a single exon. The record is from RefSeq and is a predicted model, not a curated record. Gene Ontology annotation, biological process: N-acetylglucosamine metabolic process. Gene Ontology annotation, cellular component: cytoplasm.
AUGUCUGUGGCUUCCAUAAUCGAACGCGACGCCAAAAUCCUUGCCAACGACCACUAUGAGCCUCUGUCCUGGGAGCAGUGCCGGGAGAUUGUACAGAAAGACGACAUGACGUUAUUCACACGCUCACCCCAGCAAUUACGCGAGUACCUGGCCGCCAAAGAGGACUUCAAGAAGUACGGCGGAACCGCAGAGUAUAUUGUCAAAUAUAAACUCAAGUGGGCUGACAAGCUUCAGAGUAGUGGCAAGGGGUUUCUCGAAGACAAAUCCGAUAUCAUGAUACUGCAGAAUGAUUUUCCGUACGGCCUGGAACCGGGGAUCAGGCACAUCAUUGUCUGGUCGAAGGUGCCAUGUGCCACCGACGACAAUCAGCGGCCAACAGCGGCAACCAAACACCAAAUUGAGCAAUUCAUCCAGAAAAACAUCGAACUACUUGGCGUUACUCGGACCAAUAUCAUCUGGUUCAAAAAUACCGUUGCAUUACAGAGCGUUCCUACUUUGGAGCACUUUCAUAUUCUCAUCAAAGAUGCCCCACCGUCAAUUGAUAGCUUGAUUGGUACUAGUGGGGUUUAG